Thlaspi arvense is the source of this 888-nucleotide messenger RNA. Lineage: Eukaryota; Viridiplantae; Streptophyta; Magnoliopsida; Brassicales; Brassicaceae. The record is from the annotation of a GenBank genome assembly.
AUGGCAAUUUUCAUCAGAUUCUCUACUUUCUUGCUUUACUUCUUCUUCUUCUUGUCUCUAUUAUCGCACCAAACCAUGUCCCAGCCUCAACACAUGCACACUUUCUGCGACAAAUUAUCCGAAAACUUCACACAAACCAGUCCAUACAAAUCAAACCGUGAAACCCUACUUUCCUCUCUCCGCGACCGUUCCUCUCUCGGAACCUAUUCCAACGCCACAAUCGGUCUUAGCCCCGACAUAGUCCAUGGCAUGUUCCUCUGUAGAGGAGAUAUCACCAAAACAUCUUGCUCGGACUGUGUCAAGACCGCAACCCUAGAGAUCACUAAAAAUAACUGCACUUACCAAAAAAAUGCUAUAAUAUUCUACGAGGAGUGUAUGGUUCGAUACUCAAAUGUUUCCUUCUUCAGACUCAUCGAAGAUGGGCCAAACAUUGUUAAGUACUCUCUCGCAUCUUUUCCUAACUCUUUUUUUAGUUCGUUCCAAGGAACAUUAUCCAAGAAGGUAGAGCAACUUAUUAUCCUCACGUCAUCAAAGUCUUCUUUGUCUUCUUCAACGCCGUAUUACGUGAGGGAUAUUUCACGUGUGAAUGAAUUCGAGGGCUCGUAUACCUUAGACACGAUGGUUCAGUGUAGUCCUGAUCUUGAUCCAGAAAAUUGUGGCGUCUGCUUGAGACUUGCGGUUCAAGGAAGCUCACAAUGUUGCAACAAUGCUCGUUGGGCUCACAUAUUUCUUCCCAAAUGUCUUUUGAAGUAUGACUCCACCGGUUUACCACAGAGCGGUUCAUCUUCUAUCAACUUUAGCAAAGGUGAAAUCGAUUUAAAGGAAUUAUUUGGGAGAAUUUUCAUUACAGCCAUGGCGAUUUGGGUAUUAGCACUUGUGGGUUUAUGA